UUACGAGCGACACUGUACUGGGAAGUGAACGCGGAGUUGGCGUUGGAGCGUGGCACUGAAGAGUGUGAAACUUCUUCGUUAUCUUUUUUAUCUGUAUGAACCUCGUGAGAAAUCCAGAACUCCUUACGAAAAUGACGUCAUUAGGAAUUAUGACACUGAGCCGUGGACCCUACAGCGAGCUCGAUAAGAUGAGCCUCUUCCAGGAUUUGAAGCUGAAACGAAGAAAAGUCGACUCACGAUGUAGCAGCGAUGGCGAGUCUAUAGCGGACACCAGCACUUCGUCUCCGGAUCUACUGCAACCGUUGUCGCCCAAGAUGUGUGACGGUCCGACCGGGCAGCAGCAGCAGAACCAGCAGAAUCAGCAGCAACAGCAGCUGGAGGAGCAGUACUCGGAGCAGGAGGAUGGUGGUGGCGGUGGAGGGUCUUCGGGACAGUACGGCCACCAACAUCAUGUCGAGAACAACAACAACAACAACUGCUUGAGCGCGUCGUCCAAAUUGCACGAAAAUGGCGCGUUGAAGGACGACGGAGGGGAAGACGAGGACGAGGAGGAGGACGGGGUGAGUGAUCGGGCAUCGCCGGAUUCACCGGGGUUGUUGAUCGACGAGCGGCCACCGUCGAGGAAGGCGCAGGAGGGUGGUGCGCCGGGAACCAGUGUGAUACGAUCCGUUGGGCGGGAUGAACGGCCCAGGUCGCCGGGUUGUUCGCCGCCGCCGAGCGGGUUGGCGUUGAUGAACUCGAUACAGCUGCUGCAGCAGCACUACAACAACGGGAAUGGGACGAGGAACGGGACGACGGUGGAGCAGAAUGGUGGGACGCCGCAGCAGCAGCACGUGACCGUACUAGUCACGCCGUCCCGGGCCAAGCUGGACCAGCAGCAGCAUCCGGCGACGACGUUGGUCACGCUCGGGAUGCGCAAGCAAGCACCGCCGUCAAUUAACAACAGCAGCAGCAGUAGUAGUAGUAGUAACUGUAACGGUAGUAAUAAUAACGAAGAGCCCAACAGACUUACAUCAACACCGCAGAGUUCAACGUCAUCAUCUUCAUCAAACUCGUCGUCGUCGACGUCAUCUGGCGGUGGCGGAGGCGUUCAGAUCCAAAUGUUUCAGCAGCCUCCGCUGGGAGGAGUGUCCAAAUUUUCAUCUAGUCAAAUUCAGCAGCAGCAGCAGCAUCUCGCCCAGCAGCAAAUGCUGCAAGCCAUGCAGCAGCAGAUCCGCAUCAAGAAGGAACGCGGCCUGCCGCCGCAGCAACAGCAUCAGCAGUACGCGAUCAUCAACCAAGGUGGUCACCUGCUGGCGUCCCGCGGUCCCGGCGGCCAACCAAACCAGAUCCAGAUGAUCCCGAACCCGCAGCAGCAGCUGUACGUGAAGCGGGAACGAUCCGGCGGUGCCGGCGCGACGCAGACCUUCGUGAACCAUCACCACCACAACCCGCGGCAAUCGCCGACGAGUCCGCAGCACUGCAACAGCACCUCGCCCAUGCAACCACCGAUGUCACCGAGUCAGCAGCAACAGCAUCAGCAAAACGCCCGCCAGCAGAGUCCGGUCCACCUGGUCGGUUCCACCAACCCCCCGCCCCAUGUCAUCAUCAAACGGGAACGCCAGCAGCAACCCCCGACCAGCCAAGCCCUGAUCAACCAGGCCAUGCAACAGCUGUCCCCAAACAACCAGCGACUACCCAGUCCAAGCCCCUCAACCUCACCCGCCCUCCAACUCCGCAACCCGAUGCGGGACGCCGCCAUACUGUUCCGCGUCAAAAACGAAGCCCAAAUACCAAAUCUCAUGGCCCACCAGCAGCAACAGCAGCAGCAGGGACCGCCCCACCGGAUGGUGUGGCCACCGCUCGUGAAUCAGCACCAACAGCAGCAGCAGCAGCGCAUCAACGGCGUCAAGCCGGAAGUGAUCGGCGGCCCGCUACCACCGCUACGAAACCAAAUAUCCCCCAACCAGCAGCAAUCCCCGCAACACCACCCCGGCGGCACUCCGCAAACACCCCCGCGCAACACCCCGACCGUCAUCAUGGGGGAAUCGUGCGGCGUGCGGACCAUGGUGUGGAGUUACGAUUCGCCACCGCAAGUACAAACGCCAACGCCGCCGAUGAGGGCCGAAGGCCCUGCAGGACCCGGCGGAGGAAUCCCACAAUCCCCCGGAGGAGGCGGAGGGAACCACCAUCAGCACCACCACCAAAACAGCAACAGCAGUAGCAGUAGCAGUAGUACGAACAGUGCGAGCAACGCCAGUGCUAACGCUAGCGCUAAUGCCAACGCGGGCGGUAACAACACCCCGAGCAACAACGAGGAAGCGGCGCAUCUGCUGCUCAGCCUCGGACAGACGGUGGUGCGGCAGAAUGAGGCUCAACCAUGGACUCCGAGUCGGACGGGACUGCCGCUGAACAUGGAGCGGCUAUGGGCGGGCGAUUACAGCCAGUUCCCGCAGACGACGACGCCGACCGGCCAGCAAAUGCACGCCCUUAAUCUCACCGCGCAGCAGCAGGCCGCCGCCGCGUGGAACAUGGCACCGGGGCCAAAGAAGGAGUUGCUGGACGACAUGCCCCCGGACGAGGACGAGCAGCCGCUGGUCUGUAUGAUCUGCGAGGACAAGGCAACUGGGCUGCACUACGGCAUCAUCACGUGCGAGGGCUGCAAGGGCUUCUUCAAGCGGACCGUGCAGAACCGGAGGGUUUACACGUGCGUCGCGGACGGUACCUGCGAAAUCACCAAGGCCCAACGCAAUCGCUGCCAGUAUUGUAGGUUUAAGAAGUGCAUCGAGCAGGGAAUGGUGCUCCAAGCUGUUCGAGAGGACCGCAUGCCGGGUGGGCGGAACAGCGGUGCGGUCUACAAUCUGUACAAAGUAAAGUAUAAGAAACACAAGAAGAACAACCAGAAGCCAAACAGCAACAACCACCACAACAACCACCACCACCACCACCAAAAACUGGGCGGCCUGUCCGGGAGCAACGGCGGAAUCCUCGGCAGUGCCCUCAGCGGUGGCCUCGAGGCUUCGAACCCCAAGUCGGCGCUGUAUCUGACCUCGUCGACGACGCCGCCGAUCAAGUCGGAAAGUAUUAGCCUGCCAUCGCAUCUGGUCAACGGGACGAUCCUGAAGACGGCCCUCACGAACCCGAGCGAAAUCGUGCAUUUACGCCAUAGACUGGACAACGCCGUCAGCUCGUCCAAGGAUCGGUCGAUCUCGUACGAGCAAGCCUUGAACAUGAUACAUACCCUUAUAGACUGUGAUGCUAUGGAGGACAUAGCGACCCUGCCGCAUUUUAGUGAGUUCCUCGCCGACAAGUCGGAGAUCGGGGACAAGCUCUGCAACAUCGGUGAUUCCAUCGUGCACAAGCUGGUCUCGUGGACGCGCAAGUUGCCCUUCUACAUGGACAUCCCGGUGGAGAUCCACACGAAGCUCCUCACGGACAAGUGGCACGAGAUUCUGGUGCUGACGACGGCCGCCUACCAGGCGAUGCACGGCAAGAAGAACAUUAGCAACUCGAUGCAGUCGCACGACGGCAACGUGUACUCGCCCGACAAGCAGGAUCCGGAGUUUAUCGAGGAGAUAACGGCCCACUUGCACACGCUCCAGUCCUGCCUGACGACGCUGAUGGGCCAUCCGAUCUCGAUCGAGCAGCUCAAGAUCGACGUCGGCCAGAUGGUGGAGAAGAUGACCCAGAUUACGAUCAUGUUCCGGCGGAGUAAGCUCCGGAUGGAGGAGUACGUCUGCCUGAAGGUUUACAUCCUGCUGAACAAAGAAGUCGAGUUGGAGAGCAUACAGGAACGGUACAUCCAAGUACUUAGGACCUAUCUACAGCAUACCGUGCCGCACAGUCCCAACCGAUUGGCCGACCUCCUGUCGCAUAUACCAGAGAUCCAAACCGCCGCCAGCUUGCUGCUCGAGAGCAAGAUGUUCUACGUGCCGUUCGUGCUCAACUCAGCCAACAUUAGGUAGCAGAUGAUCGAACGCGGCAUGAUCGAACCCCUCGAGCACGAACUCGCACUGGACCGGCAGCAGCAGGAGGAACAGCCGGAAUCGGUUCCGCAAUUUCAACCGCCAAGUCGUUGCUCAUCAACGGCAACGACGGCGGCGCCGCCAACCGUUCCGAUGCAACUGCAGCUGCAACCGAUUCAGCAACAACAACAACAACAACCGGGCAAUUCGGCGAGCAGCAGCACCAACGCCAGCAGCCAGGGUGGCUCCGUGACGAUUUUUGUCAUCAAAACGGUGCUACCCGACGAGUGAUGAUGAUUUCCUACUUGAAUUUAGUUUUUUUACUCUUUUUUUGAAUUGUUUUUGUGAUUUUUUUAACACUUACACAAAUUACACAAACACACACACACACUCAUAGUAGGCUGAGAUCGAGUUGAGUCUCGAUUUUGGGAAUUUGUUUUUGUUUUCACAAUUUUUUUUAUUUAAUCGUAAUGAACUAUUUUACAAUUUUUCUUUUUUCCUUUGCGUCAAUUGCCGAUUUCUCGUUGAACGUUGAAAGCGUCGUGUAAUUGUCGCCUCGAGGAGCAAGAGAAGAAAACAAUUUUUAAUGUGGUUUAGAAUAGUAAAAUGUAUUGCAUUAUACAAAGAAAAAAAACUCACACACACAAUUGCAUAAUUGGUCACACAACACUGCCUGUAAUAUAAAGAGAAAGAGAGAGAGAGAUCGAGAAUGCAAAGAACAAAAAAAACGUUUUCACUCCCCCCCUUAAUCUAAAUGUAAUUUGCAUUUUGCUCUGAAAGAAGAAAGAAAAACACAAACAAACAAGAAUGAAAACAACGCUCAUCGGAGGGCUGAAAGUGCUUGCGUCAUCGUCGUCAUCGUCGUCGCCUACUUGGUCGAGACCCACAAAACAAUAGCAUGGAUUCACAUUCGAGGAAAAAUGUUUAUAUUUUUCCACUACUAGGAAGUCUGAAAUUAAAUGCCUUCUAUAUUAUAAAUAGAAAAAAAAACAAGAAAACAAGCGAAAAAUAUAGGUGUAAUUGAGAGUAAGCAAGAGAGUAAUUGAAUACACAAAUUUCGCAGCGUUUCAAAGGAAAACAAAAAAGUGUGAGAGAUAAUUAGAGAAAAAAAACAGCAAAACUAAAAUUAUUCGCGUAUUUAAAGCGUAAAAACACACAAACAAAUUGGAAGCGAAAACAAAAGUACCGCGAAAAUGAAUUCGUAAAAUAAUAACAAAAAAAAAACACAUAUAUUUUUAUAUAUUUAAUUGAUCGAUUAAUUGUUGUUCUUCUUAUUAAUAUUUUUAUUAGCUAAUUUUACACACGAAUCGUAAAAUGAAGAGAGAAAAAAAAUCGUAAAACAAACAUAACCAUCAUCAGCGAGACAAAAAACAACAACAAAACAAACAAAUGAAGCACUUUACAAGUAGAUCUCUCGGAGCAAUUGGCGCGCCAUCGGGAACUCUUUAAACUGUGUAAAUAUAGGACAAAUUUCUCACACUCGAAACGGAAGACACACACACACACGCAUACGCAUACACCCUCGCCAACAACCACACCCGUUUGCUUUUGCAAAAAAAAAAUGAAACUUGUUUUGCGUUUUAACACCAACUCGGCAUCAAACACGAGCGAUAAAGGAAAUCAGAAAGGAAGCUACUUUUUGGUUGGUUAGGAAACUGGAUGCUUUUAUGGAAAAAAUUGGAACGGUUCGGGGAUUUUGUGCGGACAUCGUUUGACGAUUUCAGUUGAAAUUUUGCGCGUGGUUUCUUUUUGGCGACGUGCCUUCCCAGCGGCGUCGCUGUGUAAAGAAUUUGUGAAAUCGCAUUUAACAAUUUUUGUUAUUUAACCAUCAUCAUUAAAUGCUAAUUUGCACGACAAUAUCUCGUAGCUAGAUUUGUUUUAAACACUUUUAUAUUGCUUAAUUUAUUUAAGAUUUUUUUGAUAUUACAGACCAACGCUUCUAGUUCUCAAUUUGAGCUAAAAUUAAACACCUUUUUUAGGAGUUUCAAUUGAACUCUCUUUCCAAAUAAAAUGUAAUUUACUUGUACCACUAUAAUGCCUUCCGAGGGGUGGUGUUAAGAUAUAGGCUAUUUUGCUUAGUAAUUUUGUUAACAUCUUGAAAUGAGCUGCUCAGACCAUGAUUCGCGAAUGCACUAUCACAAAAACCAAUUCUUGAGGAUAUCGUGAUGCUUUUGCAUCACGAUGGUAAAAAAUAGACUUAAAGAUUAACAACAAGAAGAUUUUGUUAAGUUUUGCCAAAAGCAUAAUUUUUUUAAACAAUUGUUUUUUUUUCAGUGAAACAUUCGUUUCCCCGCUUGGAUGUUAUUCGCCGUCAAAAUAAGUGUCAAACUCCAAAACAGUAUCGAAAAUUAUUACCUUUCCACACAAGUGCUGAAAAGUUGAACUUUUCAGCACUACAAUGGAUGCUGAACGUGCUUUUCGGCAGUGUUAAUUUUGGGUGCUGAAGAGUAAGCCGUUUCGUCCGUUUUAGGCCUGAUGUUGAUCUUAAAAUCAAAAUUUUAUAAACGAGUCAAUAUUUUUCGCAUGGUAAAAAUACGCUUUCUCACCAUUACAUUUUUUUUUUCUUCAAAAUUUAGGCCUGAAGGGUUAAGACAACUGGUGUUUGACAAAAGGAAGUUCUUCUAAACUUUAUAAAUAUCCGCUGAGUUGCUGGUUUUUAGAUAUUUUUUCAAUUAUGAAGAGUACUUUCUCACCACAUUCUUGAAACAAAUAUGCAUGCAUUUUCCACAAGCAUUUUUGAAAAAUCAACAGUUCUGCGAAAAAAGAGAAAAUUUUUAUUUGAUUGACAAUUAAAAAGUAUUUGAAAUUAUAUUAAGGUCGUUGAAGGUGUCUUUCACUUUGGGGAGAUUGACUACCAAUGAUGGUUCUCAAUUCAGGGUCCAGAAAUAGUAAAUUGAAAUGAAACAAAUAAUCACUAUAUGUAAAAUGCUUCUACAAACAACACAAAGAAAACCAUUUUUUGAUUGAAACAUUCUGAAUCAAGAUUUGAAUGUUUUUCUAAAACAAACAUGGCCGCCAAAUGGCCGAAUGGUGAUUUUUUUUUAAAUCAUAACUCCUGGUCUUUGCCACAAUUUUUAGCCAAGUUGGAAUAAAAUGACUGAUUAUUAGUCAAUUGAAAAAAAAUAGUUUGAGUAAGAAGAAAACUAGUACAAUAUUUAAAAAUCGCAUGAUACUUUAAAAUGCUGUUUUUUCGAGUCUGCCCCAAAAAGCAAAGCAAUCCAAUUUAACGACCCCCGGGUCUUUUGUGGGCUCUGUUGCAAGUUUCUGCUCAUUUCUAGGCGUCCGAAGGUUAUGUGUGGUGAGUCACUCAAAACCUCUUUUACGCAAAUGGACCGACGUUUUACUUCCCCAUCCGAUAGAAGCCCAGGAGGAUAAGGCGGGAAUCGAACCCGCGCCCCACAGCAACUUAGGGAUCGGCAGCCGAAGCCGCUAACCACCGCGCCACGAGGCUCUCCAAAAACUCUUAAAAUUCUGAAAAAAUAACCUCCCAAAUAAAAGCAAUUCUUAGGUACCUACCGUAAUUAAGGGGUUACAUACAUGUAAAUUGGCAAACAUGUCCGAGGUUGGUAUGAGCACAAACUUAAACCUUUUUUCAAUCUGUUUUCACUGCCGUUCUACGCAUAAUUGUCCCAUGUUCAAAAAAGAGUAACUGAGAAAAACACGAUUGAAAUUUUUCGACCGAUUUCUGUGUUUCUACGCAUAAUUGUCCCGUGGGUUCCUAUUCGCCCUAUGUGUCCCUAAUCGCCCUAGUUAGCAGUUUAUCACCAUUAUUUGUGAUUCUCUUGCUAUACAACAGGUAAACAAGACAUAAUGCUUAGUAAAACUAAUGAUUCUGUGUAAGAAAAUACUUGGUGGGACAAUUAUGCGUAGAAGUUCAACGAUGGGACAAACAGACUUGGUGUUGUUUUUGAUGAGUUUCCGAACAAAGUACCAGAUUUUAUGUGUUUUUCUUAAAGUACACAUCAGACUGAACUUAAAAAUGGCAUAAAGUCAAAAUCGUCCAAAACUGACAUGGGACAAUUAUGCGUAGAACGGCAGUUCAGGACAUUGAAAUAUACAUUUUCAACUGUUUACAAAAUAAAUUUGAAGACAUUUGGUUGUAUCAUUGCCGAGAUACAGCUAUAUGAAGCUAGGCUCGUUAAACUGGUCCCGUGUGCAUGACAAAGAUCGAUUUUUAAAAAGUUUAUUUUAAAAAUUUUGAGCAAUUCUCUGAGAUUUCGGUCACUUGAUUUUUUCUGUAUUUUUUAAUUCGGCUGAAACUUUUUUGGUGCCUUCGGUAUGCCCAAAGAAACCAUUUUGCAUCAUUAGUUUGUCCAUAUAAUUUUCCAUGCAAAUUUGGCAGCUGUCCAUACAAAAAUAAUAUGUGAAAUUACAAAAAUCAGUAUCUUUUGAAGGAAUUUUUUGAUCAAUUUGGUGUCUUCGGCCAAGUUGUAGGUAUGGAUAUGGACUACACUGAAAAAAAUUAUACACGGUAAAAAAAAAUUUUGGUUAUUUUUAAUUUCACUUUUUGUCACUAAAACUUGAUUUACAAAAAAACACUAUUUUUAAUUUUUUUUUAUAUGUUUUAGAGGACAUCAAAUGCCAACUUUUCAGAAAUUUCCAGGAUGGGCAAAAAAUCUUUGACCGAGUUAUGAUUUUUUGAAUCAUUACAUUUUUUUUCAAAAAAUCGAAAUAUUGGUCGCAAAAAUUUUUCAACUUCAUUUUUCGAUGUAAAACUGAAUUUGCAAUCAAAAAGUACUUAAGUGAAAUUUUGAUAAAGUGCACUGUUUUCAAGUUAUAACCAUUUUUAGGUAACUUUUUUUCAAAAUAGUCGCAGUUUUUUUUUUUGAAUAGUGCCCAUGUUUGCCCACCUUUGGAAAAAAUAUUUUUGAAAAGCUGAGAAAAUUCUCUAUAUUUUGCUUUUCGGACUUUGUUGAUACGACCCUUAGUUGCUGAGAUAUUGCCAUGCAAGUGUUUAAAACAGGAAAAUUGAUGUUUUCUAAGUCUCACCCAAACAAUCCACCAUUUUCUAAUGUCGAUAUCUCAGCAACUGAUGGUCCGAUUUUCAAUAUUAAAAUAUGAAACAUUCGUAAAAUUUUCCGGUCUUUUCGAAAAAAAUAUUUUCAAAAAAUUUAAAUCAAGACUUACAUUUCAAAAGAGCGUUAUAUUAAAUGUUUGGACUUUUUAAAAAGUUAGUCUCGAUUUGAAAUUUUUUUAAAUAUUUUUUUCAAAGAGAUCGGAUAAUUUCAUGAAUGUUUCAUAACAUUGUAAAUUGGACCAUUAGUUGCUGAGAUAUCGACAUUAGAAAAUUGUGGGUUGUUUGGGUGAGGCUUGAAAACAUCAAUUUUCUUGUUUUUAAACCUUUGCAUAGCAAUAUCUCUGCAACUAAGGGUCGUAUCAACAAAGUCCGAAAAAGCAAAAUAUAGAGAAUUUUCUCAGCUUUUCAAAAAUAUUUUUUUCAAAAGUGGGCAGAAAUGCAAAAUUUCAAAAUCGAACUUCGUCGUGCACACGGGAUAUGUCUUGAGAUACUUCACCUCAAAUUUCAGCCAAUUUGGUACAUCCCAUCUCAAGAUAUCGUGGCACCCGUAAAUCAACUCGGUGUUCAGAGAAAAACGCUCGCAAAGUUUGACAGUUCGCCUUGGGCAUGGCAAAAUAUUCAGCUUAAAUCGUCUGUAACUUACUUUAAUCAUAAAAUUUCUUCAUGAAACUUUCAGGAGUGAUUGAAAAUCAUCUUUUAAGUUGAUUUGAUAAAUUGUCUGUAAUAUUUAAUUUUUCGAUUUGCUACAUGUAUGUAACCCCAUAAAAGAAAAAAAAGUCAUACAAAAUUAUAAACACGGACAAAAACUUUAAAUUUUGUGGAAAUCCAAGACAGAAUUAGCUAUUUUCUUUUUUUUUUUUUUUUUUGCUAACGUCAAUUUGAACAAUUUUUGGUUCAAAAAACAAGGCUCUGUUUAGUAUUUUUCCGAUUUUCAGUAAAAUACAACGUAUUUUUUAGAUUUGUUGUUGUUUCUCCAAUUUUCUAUUGUAUUAUGUUUAUUUCCAAUUUGACAAUUAAAUAUUAUAUUGCAGGCUUAUUUAGAUUUGAACGCUUGGAAAUGCAGUCAGAUUCGUAAAUAUCGUAUUAUAUGAAAACUUAGAAUUGAAACAUUAUUUUUUUUAUUACUAUGCAUUGGAAUUUGUACACACAAGCAGAAGCAAGAUUGAAAGUCAAAAGCCACUCUGCUUCGCACAAAAUCCCCGAACCUGACCUUCCAAAAUAUCUAGGCUUACAAAACGCGCCCACGCGUUCGUCCCCCCACCCAAGUUCGUGUAGGGUUUAGUGAGCUUUUUGAGUAGUAGUUUGUAAAGAAGCAGAAGAAGUGUUAAAACCCCGCAGCUUAGUUAAAUGCCAAUUUAGUUAGAACGAGCAAGAGAGACAGAGAAAGUAAGAGUAACGCGUGAGAAGAGAGAAAGAGAGACGACGCAUCACGUUUGUUUUUAUGUGACUAACGUAAACAAAAACUUUACCCUAGAUUAGGCGAAAGAAUUAAAAAUGACCAAAACUGAUAAAUUGAUCCUCCUGAAUUAUUACUUUUUGUUUUGUUUUUAAUUUAACGGUAGAAUAUUUUAGCGAGAGCAAACCCCCGAGCGCGUUUAUUUUUAGGCACACGCAACACUAUUUAUCCGCAAGCGAGAGCGAGUUUUUGUUUUUAUCGUAGAGGAGAAACUUACUAACAAAAGAAAACCUACUAUUUCGAAAAAUAACUCAACAUGUGUUUAGCGCGAGAGAGACUCAAUUUUUAACCCCCCCACGUAACUUAAAUGUGUCUGAUAAGUAUUUAUGCAAAGAAAAACAAAAACAAAAAUAAGCAACUAAAACCGGAAAGCAAAAAAAAAGUUUACGAUUUUGUUGAACCUUUUUUUUCGACGUGGAUUUUUUCCAAUAUGCCAGAAGCUACAUUUUUUCUAGCUUGUACGUGCGUUUACGGAACGAUAUAAAACCAAAAAUUUAGGAAAUGUAAUGUUGUAUUUGUAUAGGAAAAAAGAAAAGGGAAUCCCAAUUCUCAUCGCCGCCCUGCGCCCAGCCUCCCUCAUCAAAACAAAGGUAUUUUUUUAUUUCAGUCAUCCCCCCACAAAAAUCAACUUUUUCAAAAAAAAACACCCUCAUCAAAGCAAGCCACGCAAACUCACAAACACACAGACAGAGAAAGAGGAAUGGAAUACGAAAUAGUCACAACACAUUCGAGAUGAAUCCAAGUAGCCCGUGUAAAAUACUGUGUCUGAACGUAAACAAAAAAGAAUGCAUAAACACAAACAAGAACGAAAAUCAAAGUAAAAUCCCCUUAUUAUGGAACCGUUGUUACCAGUGAAACCAUAUUACUUAUUAAUUAUUGUAUAAAAUGAACGCAAAACGCAAAACCUGAAAGGCUAUUCUAAUACUACUGCAUUCAUUCGAAAACAAAACAUUUAUCAUAAUCCAGCAAACACACACAUUCACACAGAGAACAGAAAAAAAAACCGCUGAACGAAAGAAACACAAACACACACAAUUAUAAAGAAGAAGAAAAAAAAAUAAUGAAAAGACUAAUGUAUACAAUAAAGCAAAACAAAAACAAACACACAUAGAAGCAAACAAAAGUUACCCUCAAGUCAUGCAAAACAGCAAAAGUUUAGCGCGAAACCGAACACUGCCACACGCUAUUGUUUGUUGUUGCAAACAUAGCAAAACCAGACAAACAAACAAAAAAACGGAGAAUGACAGAUGAAAUAGAUGUUUAAAAAAAAGCAACGCCUGCUGAGCACCCCGCAAAAACAGACAGACACACACACUUGUAAGAAAUAGAUUCAAACAAGAUGAAGAAAAAAAUGGGAGAAGAUGUAAUUGCCGUUAAUUGUUUAUCACACACACACACACAACUUAUUACCAACACUGGAACAGUAAAUAAGCAAGAAAAGGGGAAAAGGAGGGAAGGAAACUAAAAUGGGAAGCCGGUUUAAACAAUUAAAGUGGGCUUUAGAAGCCGCAGAUUCCUUAUUAUUUUGUUGUUUUUAAGUUACAGAAGCGAGCAAAGAUUUUUUUUUAAUUUCAACCAAGUUUUUAGUUACGCUUUUCGUUGUGAUUUUUGUUUUAGAAUUGUUUUGUGAUAGAGUCCACCUCUUGCAAAUAUUUUGCUGCUAGACUUUCUGCCCUAACCCUUGAAAAAACCUGGCUCCGCGGAGAGAAUCGUCGGAACAACCCCUCGGGGAAAUUCGAGCCCCGCGUGACACAUUUCGAAAGCCUAAAUUUAAGCCCCGAAAUUUUUCGUGUAAUGUUAAUGCUACAUUUUAAAUACAGUGAUAAGUAACGUAGGUUUAAUCUAUAUUGCUAGAGAGAGAGAGACAGAGAGAGAGGUGGUUCAAAGUUACCAGAGCAAAUGCGCGCGCAUCCCCAACAAGUCCGUUUCUUUUGACUAGCGGAAGACACCGGAAGGAGAUUUGUUGAACGAUUUCAGUACAAUUCGGAGUAGUUUUUUAAUGUGUCACAGCAGGCGGCGACCUCUUUUUCCCGAGCCGCAACGCUUCCUUCGAUUCUCUCUGCGCAGCAGGAAACAACUUUUACUCGAACUGUCAAACAAAAACAAACAGAAAGACUCACUGCUACUGUCAGAAACUGCCGGAAAAUACUACCUUUAUACUGUAGAAUAAAAGCAACACUCUAAACUACUAAACGCACCUCACACACACCCGAAAACAUUUUCUAAACUGCACGCUACAUUAUUGAAACAACAAAGCAAACAUUUAAGUUCUAGUUAGAAAAAAGAAACCAAAAACAAAGUAACCAACAGUAAACAAAAACGAAAAACUGCCAGCACUGCACUGAACACACAGAAACGAAACUAGCAACUUUUCCACACAAUGAAAUCAACCGGCCUUCUGCGACGAUUGUUACAUUUCCCAUCUUCCCCCCCUCGAAUUUCCAUUUUUAACAUCGUUAUCUCACACUCACUUUCACUAUCGAUAUCAAUCAUCCUUGCAAGAGAAAGAAAAAAAAAACAAAUGAAAAAGAAAUGAAAAUAUUGUUGCCAUUAUCGAUACAAAGCAAAGCUGAAAAUCAUGUGUUAUGUUCCAUUAUUAAAACCAAGCAGAAAUAAAAGAGGUAGACAUAUUCCUUCAUCCCCGCACAUACAGAAAAAAAACACAAACAUUAUAUUCACAAAAUCCGUUACGCGCCCCCGCCCCUCAUGAAUCAUCAUUUCACAAACAAGCGAAAUCGUGUUAUUAAUUAAUAAAAACAAUUGUGUAAAUCUAAAAAAACAACCACUAAAAACAGAACACUGCCGUUUCUCAAGUAAUGGUGCCCCUUGCCCCCCAUGCCGUGCACGCCCUUGUGCGGUGUUUCGAUGGGGGAAGGGGCACACCAAACACACACACACAAUAGAUGUUAAAAGCGUCGCGAGCGAGGCGUGAGGGAGGAAUAAAACAGAAAUGAUUAUUCUAAUGUGUAAGACCUAAAUGAUAAUGAUAAAAAACAAGUAAUUGAAAAUAAUAAAAAAAAAAGUAUAAACUAUAAUUACCUAAUUAAUUAUUAAGGAGUAUACAUACAACCCGUAAGCAGUAAGGCAAGAAAACACAACAACAACAAGAUGAUGAAGAAGAAAAAACCGUUAGAAAUUGUGUAAAAGGAAAAAAAAAGAAUGAAAUAAAAAAUUGAAUCAGAAAUGUA
Molecule: messenger RNA, 13605 nt
Organism: Culex pipiens pallens (northern house mosquito)
Lineage: Eukaryota; Metazoa; Arthropoda; Insecta; Diptera; Culicidae
Gene: Hr4
Product: hormone receptor 4
Exons: 8
Coding region: 96-3944 (1282 amino acids)
Biological process (GO): regulation of DNA-templated transcription
Molecular function (GO): sequence-specific DNA binding; DNA-binding transcription factor activity; zinc ion binding
Source: RefSeq, a predicted model, not a curated record